Messenger RNA from Aspergillus oryzae RIB40, 375 nucleotides. Its product is annotated as DUF3759 domain-containing protein. The coding region runs from base 1 to 375 and encodes 124 amino acids. The transcript is spliced from 3 exons. The record is from RefSeq and is a predicted model, not a curated record. Lineage: Eukaryota; Fungi; Ascomycota; Eurotiomycetes; Eurotiales; Aspergillaceae.
AUGGCUUGGGGCUGGGACGAAUCUGACGAGGCUCACCAGAAGGUGUAUGGACAGGAGAAGCACGAGGGCAAGCUCUCUCACGAGCUCAUUGCCGGUGCUGCUUCUUUCGAGGCCAUGAAGGCCUGGGAGGACCGCCAGCGCAAGGAGGGCAAGUCUGUCAAGCACAGCUUCGCUAAGGAGGCUAUUUCCGGUAUCGUCGGCUCCCAGAUCGAUCGUCUCGUUGAGACCAAGGGAUUAGAUGCUAUGGACGCGCACAAGGCCAAGAAGCACGCCGAGGAGAACGCUCACGAGAUGUACAAUGAGCACUACGGGCGCCACGGGGAGGAGUACGACCCCAGCCGCUACGCCCGCCACGAGCGAUUCGAAGGGCGCUGA